AUGUGGCAAUCCAUCGUGCUCUUUUUCCUCCUGGCUCCCCUGCUCGUAUGCUCCGCCGCCGACAAGUACCCUGCCUACUCGACGGCCGCCUCCACGGUCAGCAUCGACAACUCUUUGAUAGGUAGGCUCUCGAUUCGUAGCAUCCAAUUGGGACCAGUUCUGAACCAAUAAGACAUGUCCGAUCGGACGGACGGACGAAUGCUUUUGUGUGUGUCCUUUUUUGACGCGAAUAUGGUGGCGCAUUGUGUAGAAUAGAGUAGAAUCAUGUCUGUCGCGGUAUGAAGAAAUGAUUUGUGAGGUAGAAGAGUAAUUGGAUAGCAAAGAGAAAUGUGAUUUCGAUUCGGAUUCGGAUUCAAAUUUGAGUUUGUCAUUGCCAAGGUUAUCAGUUGUAGAAGUGACAAGGUUACGCGUAAAAGGUUACCAUAACAGAUCUCCUGAGUUUUCAGUAAAAUGACUUCAAUUAUACUACUUUUUCCACCUCAGAACAUGAAAUUCCAAAACACAAAGUCUCAAAGUUGUUCACUUUUUUCUUUCUGGAUCACCGAUCCGAUCCGAUUGCCAAUUUACCAUUUAGUCUCACUUUUCGCCCCCCCUUCUCGACGCCGACAAUACUUUCUCCGAUUUCUUCAACUUUUCGUCUUGCGCAACACAAAGCUUAUCCCCCCUUCCGAUCCCUCUCUCUCCAUUGCGAAAGAGAGAAAUGUGUCAUUAUUAUUUCGCACCAAUGGACUUUGCCGUCUACAAAAAACGAAAAGAAUAUGUAUAUAUAUGAAGUAGAAGCCUACUCACUCUUUGUACUAUGUACGCCAAAACCGAAACAAGUUUGACACGGAAGAAUGUUUCGAAUCGGAAUCGAGAGUAGGGGGCGCAAGAAAGUGACCUUCGACUUGGACCGUUAUAAUUAGAGUUUGCGGUCGUCAAAGGCUUUUCAAUGGCAAAUACAUGAAAUCGGCGAGCGACACAAAGGGAAGUACCUGGCAACGUCAUUCUGUUUCUGAGGUCAACCCACAUUACAGGCGAGCCCGAAGUGGUCUGCGAGACGGCCUCCAUCUCCCUGCUCUUCAAGACGCGUAAUUCGUUCAACGGAAAGGUUUUCGUGAAGGGAUACGUGGCAGAGCCGGCGUGCAUGUCCGUGGGCGAUGGGAAAACCGCGCAUCGCUUCGAGGUCCGUCAUGAUUCUUGUGGAGUGCGACGGCAGCGGGAGAUCAACGGAGUCGUCAUCUCGGCCACCGUUAUCAUCUCCUUCCAUUCGGUGAGUUUCCAGACGAUGAUUCUAGGCCCGGCAACUGACUUUGUUUCCAGAUCUUCAUCACCAAAAUCGAUCGGGCCUACCGGGUGAGCUGCUUCUACGUGGAGGGCACCAAGAAAGUGCACAACCACGUGGAUAUCAGUGCUCUCACCACCCAACUCCUCGAGAGUCAGACUCAACUUCCAGUCUGCAGGUAUCCUAGUGUGUUACUUUCUCGGAACACCUCUGUAACUUUUGCGUCAUUUACAACUUGCCAGCCAAAGUUUCGUGUGCUUUGCGCAAAGGGUCUGCAGAGGUUUGCCGAGUUAGACCCGUUUCACUAGUCCCUUUUAGAUAUGAGAUCAUGAACGAGGCGGGAGGCUCUCCGAUCAAGUACGCUCGCAUCGGAGACCAAGUGUACCACAAAUGGACGUGUGUGGCCGAACUCGAGAACGUGUACUGCAUGAAAGUGCACUCUUGCACAGUCUACGACGGUCAGGGAGGUCCUCCGGUGACUGUGAUCGAUGCGAACGGAUGCUCCGUCGACGGGGUCAUCCUGCAGAAUUUGGAGUACACUUCCGAUCUGACUGCCGGCAAAAUAGCGCCGGUUUUCAAGUUUGCUGACAAGGCCGGCUUGUACUUUAACUGUCAGAUUCAGUUGACAAUCAAAGAUGUCAAUUAUGGAUGUGCCAACACGGUAAGUUAUACUUUGUUAGGAACGUUCAUCUGUCUCUUCAGCAACCGCAAUGCCCGUCCUCCCAAUACGUCGUGGAGCCGGCUCAGAAGACGACGGAGACCGCCGAGCCGUAUCCGUAUGAAAACCACGAGUCCGGCUACCCAACCCGUCCGGCCAACUACGUCUCCAGCCGCGGAUACCCGACCGCAACCACUCAGUCCCCCAACUAUCCAUCGUCUCCAGCUCCUCCGCCGCCUGGGACCAACCUCGACAACUCGUACCCGGAGCCGCAACCGAUUUACAUUUCGGGCACUCCUGAGAAUGCUUAUGAGCCGCUUGUCGGAUUCAAUGAUACUGAACAGGUACAUCUGAACCUCCUGAACUUUUAACUUUCUGAUCUUGUUUCCAGCCCUUCACAACUUCGGCUGCUUACACUGAAGACGGAGUGUACAGUCGGUUGAUCAAGAGAAACGUUGCCGAUUCCGAGCAGACGGGCGCCAAGAAACGGCCAGUGACAGUUGGGGACAUUGACCUGCCCGAGCGGGGGAUCCUCGUGUUCGGGUUGGAAGAGGUCGAGGAGGGCGAGACGGCGACUGGGGACCACGGAGCGACGAGGGCGUUGAGGGAAGCCCGCGGGCAGCAGGAGAAGACCUGCUUCUCCACUUGUGAGUCCGAUCGGAAUACGGUAGAAUCUCAGCGUUGUGUACUUCAGCUCGAAUGUACUUCACCCUCGUCCUGUUGUGCCUUCUCUUCGCCGCCACCGUCGUCGUUUUCAUCGUGAUUGUCCAGAAACAACGACAGAUUCUGGCACAAACCGCGUUCUUCAAGCCAUAA
Molecule: messenger RNA, 2738 nt
Organism: Caenorhabditis sp. 36 PRJEB53466
Lineage: Eukaryota; Metazoa; Nematoda; Chromadorea; Rhabditida; Rhabditidae
Source: the annotation of a GenBank genome assembly